Pichia membranifaciens NRRL Y-2026 is the source of this 1887-nucleotide messenger RNA. RefSeq lists its product as hypothetical. Gene Ontology annotation, biological process: transmembrane transport. The coding region runs from base 219 to 1808 and encodes 529 amino acids. Lineage: Eukaryota; Fungi; Ascomycota; Pichiomycetes; Pichiales; Pichiaceae. Gene Ontology annotation, molecular function: transmembrane transporter activity. The record is from RefSeq and is a predicted model, not a curated record. Gene Ontology annotation, cellular component: membrane. The transcript has a single exon.
GUCUUAUCAGAUAUGAUUGUUGGUAUCGGUGCGUCUUAUCUGUUCAUUUUGACGCUGCUCUUGUGUUGGCCGAUUAAUUCUUAAAUAUAAGUACUUCCAGUCACGUCUGAAAAAAUAGGAAGAUCAUCAUCUAUCCUUGGUAGAAAAUUUGUUUCAUAUCCUCUUUGCUUGUUACUUACAGAUUAACUAAGCACAACACAUCGCAAAGUUUAGACCAUAUGACUUCUGCCUCCAGUAGCCAUGAGCAGAAUGCUGCCAAUGAAAAGGAGAAUGUGGAUGUUGGAGUUUCUUCGGUAGACAACUUCACCGCUUUGGACACUGUUAUUUCACCUUCUGGUAAGGUGAUCCACAUUGCCCAUGAUGACGCUCAUUUGGAUGAGGCUCUAGAGUUUGCAAGAGCGCAUGGUCACGUUGACAUUUCCCCCGAGGAAGACGCCAAGGUUCGCCGGAAGUUAGACAUGAUUAUCAUGCCUCUUUUCUGUUUCUUAUACAUGAACCAAUUCAUGGAUAAAACAGGUAUUUCCUUUGCUUCCAUCAUGGGUAUCCAAAAAGAUUAUAAAAUGGUGGGUCAGAUGUACUCCUGGACGAACUCGGGUUUCUAUCUUGGUUACGUUUUUGGGUCUCCAUUUGCAGCAAUUGUCUUGCAAAAAGUUCCAACAGUUAGAUUUGUUUCUUUUACCAUUAUACUAUGGGGCACUAUUCAAUGUUUGCACUGCACUCCUAAAACGUAUGCUGCCUUCAUGUUUUUGCGUGUCUUCCUUGGAUUUCUUGAAUCGUUUGUUGCUCCUAUCUUUGUUAUCAUUUUGAACCAAUACUACAGACACUCUGAACAUUUUGGUCGUACUGGUGUUUUCUACGGUUUCAAUGGUUUGGGAACUAUUUUCUUGUCAGCAGUCUCUUCUGCUUUAUAUAAGCAUAGUGCUUCUUACUCUAUCAGCGGAUACAAGAUUUUAUUCUUGGUCAUUGGAUUGAUGACGAUCAUCAAUGGUUUCCUUAUUCUAUUAAUCAUGCCAAACACUCCUACAGAAGCAAAGUUUUUAACCGAAAGAGAGAAAGAAGUUAUCAUUGAAAGAAUUAGACACAACAAUCAAGGAUUUGGUAACAAGAAGUUUAAGUGGGAACAGGCUGUAGAAGUUUGUAAAGAUCCAAGAACGUUGAUCUACUUCUUACUUUCAUUGUCUGUUGCUAUUCCAAACGGUGGUAUCUCUGGUUUUGGUACCAUUAUUUUGAAGAGUUUUGGAUACACCACUUUGAAGUCUUUACUUAUGAAGAUGCCUGUUGGUGCUUUUGAGUUAUUUGGUCUAGCUAUUCUUCCAAUUGUGUCUAGAUUUGUGAAGUCAAGAAUGGCAAUUGCAAUCUUUUAUUUGUGUGUUGUCUUGGCAAUGUGUUGUAUGUUAGCAUUCUCCAAGAAUACCAAUGCUGCAUUAGUAGGUUAUUGGAUUUAUGGUAUAUCACCUGUCGGUAUUGUUUUGAUUACAUCAUGUGUUACUUCGAAUACUGCUGGUUUUACUAAAAAGUUACUUACCAAUGCCAUCACUUUGAUCGGGUACUCUGCUGGUAAUGUUAUUGGUCCACAAACUUUCCGUUCUACAGAAGCACCACACUACAACAAUGCAAAGUCUGGAGCUGUCGGUUGUUAUUGUGCUGCUAUAUUCUUAGUUGGUGUCUUAACUGCUUACAAUAUUUGGGAAAACAAGAGAAGAGAUAAGGCUAGAGAAGCAGAAGGAGACAAGUAUGUUGUUCCUGAUAACUUAGAGUUUGCCGAUUUGACAGAUUUCCAGAACCCAGAGUUCAGAUAUAGAAUUUAGAGUUUGUUGAUUUUUCCAAACUUUUUUGUUUUACCACUUUUUUACAAUCUCCUUUUAGUAAUAGAAAUAUGAAUACCGC